UUCUCGGUGAUUUUAAACAAGACAAAUUAACGGUCAGAGGAAACCACUGGCUUCCAGUCGUGUUUACUGUUGCUUAGUUCUUUAGUGCACUUUUUUGCGCCUCAGAGCUGAAAGCCAGCGGACCAUGAUGGACUACAUGACGGACAAGUUUCCGCUGAAGUGUGAAGCUGGAAAGGGGACAGACUUUUACCUGGAGCCGCUCAUGGAGCCCUUAGAGAGCAUGCAGUACUACAGCAAGAGCUCCAGCAAGAGCGGUCACCAUUACGCACUGCAGAACACAGAGCACCACAGCAUUCUGGACAGAUCUUCUCCUGCUGACAACCAAACCUCAGUGGCAGCAGCUCCUCAUUACUGCAGCACGAAGGCGGAUGACGGCGGCGGACACGCGGAGCUCUCGGGGCCGCUGGAUGAGCGCUGCGGUGUGAGGACAUCACCGGGAGCAACAGCACGGGACAAAUCCGACUUAGACGAUAUUGGUGAAAAGUGUGACAGCAACGUAUCCAGCAGCAAGAAGAGACGCCACCGGACCACGUUUACGAGCGCCCAGCUCGAGGAGUUAGAGAAAGUCUUCCAAAAAACGCAUUAUCCAGAUGUGUAUGUCAGGGAACAGCUGGCGAUGCGCACCGAGCUCACCGAGGCCAGAGUGCAGGUGUGGUUUCAGAACAGAAGGGCGAAGUGGAGAAAGAGAGAGCGUUAUGGACAGAUGCAGCAGGCUAAAAGUCAUUUCUCAGCCACGUAUGACAUUUCAGUGCUGCCCAGAACAGACAGCUACUCACAGAUAUCCAAUAACUUGUGGCCGUCUCCAAGCCCUGGUGGCUCAGUGGUUUCUUCCUGCAUGCUCCCGCGUGGUUCUCCACCUUGUGUACCAUCUCCAUAUCCCCACUCACCACGAGCCCCUGAACACAAUUACAUUGGCUUCCCCAACCACCAGCAGAACCAGUUCGGAGUCAAUCCCGUCUCCCUCAACAACUUCUUUACUGAUUCGCUUUUAGCCCCGACGCCAAACGGGCACGCGGCCUUUGAGAGCAAACCUGAGUUUGAGAGGCGCUCAUCAAGCAUCGCUGUUCUCAGGAUGAAGGCCAAAGAGCACACAGCCAACAUCUCAUGGGCUAUGUGAUCAUGGGCUCAGACUCUUAUUAUAAACAGUAUUCAAUCAUUUUAAUGUAUUGAUAAAGACACAGAAGUGGACAUUUAUUUUUACUAAGAAGGACUCCCUACUAUUUGAACUUAUCACUGACUGAAAAGGUUUCAGUGAGGAGCUUUAUUUUGAGCCAUCAUCACUUUUCAGUCUUACUUUGAACAACUUAAUAAUUAUUCAAAACUUUACUUGAUUUACAUAUUACAGUAUGUGUAAAUGAAUGUCUUAUGAAUAUGUUGCAAUAGUGUGCCUUAUUAUGUAUGACGCACUUACGGUGUGAAAGCAGUAACACAGGGAGCUUUAAGAGCUUAAAUACAUUCUGUACUCAGGACUCGGUGUGAAUGUGAUGUCUGUGAUAUCUUACACAAGUCAUGACCAUGUGUCUUGAAACAAAGCUGUGUACAACUCAUAAAUGUAGCUGGCUCUGCCACAAUCAUCCACAAUCAGAGGGGCACUUUGCACUCUGUAGGGAUUGUAUUUCAGUAAAACUCUUUGGCAAUUUUACAAUUAUUGUGAUUUAUAUACUGUAUCAUGCCACAUUUUUGAGAAGAAUCUAAUGUAAUACUCUAACCCUAGAAUAUUUUUUAUAAAAACCUUAGCUUUU
Molecule: messenger RNA, 1742 nt
Organism: Tachysurus fulvidraco (yellow catfish)
Lineage: Eukaryota; Metazoa; Chordata; Actinopteri; Siluriformes; Bagridae
Gene: alx1
Product: ALX homeobox 1
Exons: 4
Coding region: 125-1117 (330 amino acids)
Biological process (GO): negative regulation of DNA-templated transcription; embryonic skeletal system morphogenesis; positive regulation of transcription by RNA polymerase II
Molecular function (GO): DNA-binding transcription activator activity, RNA polymerase II-specific; RNA polymerase II transcription regulatory region sequence-specific DNA binding
Source: RefSeq, a predicted model, not a curated record